Messenger RNA from Candidula unifasciata, 621 nucleotides. The record is from the annotation of a GenBank genome assembly. Lineage: Eukaryota; Metazoa; Mollusca; Gastropoda; Stylommatophora; Geomitridae.
AUGUUUUUCUACGGUGAUUCCAAUUCCAGAAUGUUCUACGACAGAGUCAAGUCAAAAAUGGUGUGUCAGGAAAGUACGCUAGCUAAAGACGAAGAGCUCAAGCACUCGCGGAAAUUUUGUGAAAACAGGAAGAACAAUAUUACAAUUCUCAACCGGUAUCAUGGAAGUCCAUUCAACAUUGCUUGGGGAAGGUACAUGGUCACUUCUGCACUGUACUCACCUCAGAGACUGUUUGACACAAUUCCGUCACAAGGCCGUUAUUUCAUCAGUUUCAACCACUACCUUCACUUUGUCGCCCAUCACGUCAGCGUCUACGAGAGAGCUCUGAGAGCCUUGCGUGAUGAAAUAGUCAGGCUGUUGGAGCGAAACCCACAAGGGAUAAUACUGUUACGGGGGCCUCAUGUUUCCAAGCGAGAGCCUGAAGAUUAUUGCGUAGGUGAUGUCCUGGCUCAGCAUCUAAUUACAAUACAAAAGGAGACGUUCAGGGAUCUCCAAGAUCGUAUUAUCUACUUCCCAACAUGGGACAUAACUGUGGCGUCUGAAGAUACGGACCUUCAUCCCGGGUGCAAUAGUCAUUUAUUCGAUUUAAUGCUGCAUUUUGUGUGUGGCAGGGAUCAAUGA